Pelodiscus sinensis (Chinese soft-shelled turtle) is the source of this 7088-nucleotide messenger RNA. It is a transcript of the gene RASSF8, whose product is annotated as Ras association domain family member 8. Gene Ontology annotation, biological process: signal transduction. The record is from RefSeq and is a predicted model, not a curated record. Lineage: Eukaryota; Metazoa; Chordata; Testudines; Trionychidae.
CAGAGCGCGGCGCUCUCCGCCCCACUUCCCGCUGCCCUUUCCUCUGUCACUUUUCUCUCCCUGUUUCCCCGCCGCCGCCUCGCUCUUGCAUUUGCCCCCUUUCCGCUCUCUUUCCUCGGGCCGCUUCCCUUCGUAUUUCCUCUUCUUUUUCUGCAGUUGUUUUCGCUCUUUCUUUUCCCGAGUCCCUCUCCCCUUGGAUUUCCUCUCUCUCCCACCCACCUCCCUUUUUUCAGUGGUUUUUUUCAUUUCCCUCUUUCUGUCUUGCCGUCCCUAACUUUCCCCUCCUCCUUGCAGUUCUGUCUGCAGCCCUUAUUAUUUUCUGUUUCCGUUUGCAUUUUCCUCUCUCCUUGGGUUUCUCUUACCUAUUUUUUUCUUCCCUUGUAAGUUUCCUCUCCCCUUCUAUUUCUCUUUUUCUUCUUUCCCUGUUUCCUUGCCGUUUUGUUCCCUUCCCCCUCCAUCUCCUUUCUAUCUUCAAUAGCAGCCGCAUACAAGUCUUAAAAAGUAAGAGAUGUUUUUCUGUGUCCUUGAGAAAAGAGGUUAGAGGCCACAUGUACUGAGCAGAGGAGUCUGUGGCUCCUUUAUAAUUUUCUUGCUUGCUUGCUUGAAUGGCAAUUAAGAAGAUUUUUUCUUUUCUUUUCUGCAACAUGGAUUGUUUUUCGUUUUGUUUUGUCUUCCCCCUGUCCUGGCUGUGACGAUUUGUUUGGUUAAUCUGUUCUAUUCCUUUCCUCCUGCCCCCUCACUGCUAGUAGAGGAAAAAAAAAGAUUAAGUAAAUCUGUUCUGCUAUGAGGCAGCAGAUCAGAUUUUUAGGAAGAGUGUGAGGGGAAAGCCUGAAUGACUCAUGAACCCUAACAAGGUUUGGAACUUUAAGGGAUAAGAAGAUGGAUUUUGGUCUUUGGCAGUAGUGAAGAUUGUUGUAAAGGUCUACAGAUAUUGCUAAUUACUGGAAGUCAGCCUCAUCAUCUUCUGGUGUUGCUGCAAACAUGACUUGACAUCCUGAUGACUGCGUUCAUGGCUUCUGGAUGAUCUGAUGCACGAUGGAACUUAAAGUAUGGGUGGAUGGAGUCCAGCGAAUCGUUUGUGGGGUCACUGAAGUCACAACUUGCCAGGAGGUGGUGAUUGCUCUUGCUCAGGCUAUAGGUCGUACUGGAAGAUAUACUUUGAUAGAAAAAUGGAGAGAUACAGAGAGGCAUUUGGCACCUCAUGAAAACCCUAUCAUUUCGUUGAACAAAUGGGGACAGUAUGCAAGUGAUGUGCAGUUAAUAUUGCGCCGCACUGGCCCAUCUCUCAGUGAGAGGCCGACUUCAGACAGCGUUGCUCGAAUACCUGAAAGAACUUUGUACCGACAAAGCUUGCCUCCCUUAGCCAAGCUGAGGCCUCAGAAUGACAAAUUGAUAAAAAGAAGAGAGCCUAAAAGGAAAUCUUUGACAUUCACUGGGGGUGCAAAAGGCUUAAUGGACAUUUUUGGGAAAGGUAGAGAAUCUGAGUUCAGGCAAAAGGUGCUCAGCUGUAAAACAACAGCUGAAGAGUUGAAAAAAUUGAUCCACCUCCAGACUGAGAAGCUUCAGUGCAUUGAGAAGCAGCUGGACUCAAAUGAGGCUGAAAUCCGGUACUGGGAACAGAAGUACAAUUCCAGCUUGGAAGAGGAAAUUCUCAAACUAGAGCAGAAGAUCAAAAGAAAUGAAGUAGAGAUUGAAGAGGAAGAGUUCUGGGAAAAUGAACUUCAGAUUGAACAAGAGAACGAGAAGCAACUGAAGGAACAACUCCUGGAGAUCAGGCAAAGGAUCCUGGAGUGUGAGAGCAAGUUAAAAGACUAUGUGGCUCAAAUCCACAGGAUGGAGAGUGGCCUUGAAGCAGAGAAGUUGCACCGAGAAGUUCAGGAAUCGCAGGUGAAUGAAGAAGAGGUCAAAGAGAAGAUUGAGAAGGUGAAAGGUGACAUUGAUAUUCAGGGCCAGCAGACUCUGAGGCUAGAAAAUGGCAUUAAAGCUGUAGAAAGGUCAUUGGGCCAAGCCACCAAAAGAUUACAGGACAGAGAACAAGAACUGGAGCAGCUAACAAAGGAGCUAAGACAAGUAAAUCUCCAACAGUUUAUCCAGCAAACAGGAACAAAGGUCACAGUGCUACCAGCAGACCCUAUCGAAGUGGAGGGUUCACACAUGCAGCUUGAAAGAGAGACAACAUUUCAGUCCGGGUCCCUGAAACGCCCAGGUUCAUCAAGGCAGCUCCCCAGCAAUCUUCGAAUUCUACAGAAUCCACUGUCAUCUGGUUUUAAUCCUGAGGGCAUUUAUGUAUAACAAUAUAUACCUCUUCUGGAGAGGACCUAUGAAGGUACCAUGGAUAGUAUAAGUUCCUUCCUUUUUGAUUCUACCAAUGAUGAAUGAAAGAAGCUUUUCCUCUUUAAGCCACCACAUGUUGCAGUUCUUCAUUCUACACGCCACGUGGAGCCAUAUCCCCUGCACUGAUGCAAAGGAACAAAAGAACUGCGUAGCAACACAGCUGUCAAUGUUGAAGUUGCCACCCAAUAACUAUUAGUGCAAAAAGCCUUCAUUUUUAUUAUUGCUACUUCAGAAGCAUUUACAAAAGUAUUAUUCUAUGUAUAGGCAUAAAUAAAACACUGACUGAGCAGAGUGAAGGAACCUGUUUGCAACUGGUUUAAGGUUUAAUUUAUUCCAUGCAAUCAAAGGAGGUGUGAAUGUUGACCUUUACAGUUUUUUAUUUUAUUUUAAACUUGUGACUAAUUAUGUAAUAUUGUACUUCUCAGUCUGACAAGAUGACUUUUUUGCGUAUAUAAGUGUCCAGUGUUGCAUCACAUUUUAACAAUACACGACCACAGGAGUGUUGUGGGGGUGCUGUAUCUUUAAAAUAGUCUCUAACCACUGACUUUGUUACAUAGUGGAUUAUGAUGCAUCAUAAUCCACUAUCCAUUGCUAUCUUUUUAGGCUUGAAAGAUGAGUUUGUGGGAUUAGCUUCCUGUUGAUGCUGCCUCGAAUGAAUCAUUGAAUGAUUAUUGAAUUUAAAGCUGGCUAGAAAAGGCUAUUUCCAGCAUGACUGAGGAUGCACUAGUUAGACAGUAUUUUAUUAUAUAGAAUGUAUAUUUGCAAUAUUGUGCCACAUUGCAUAUGCCUUUUGAGAAGCAAAUCAUAUAAGGGUUUUUUUUGCCAUAUGUCUGUUUUACAGCUUUUCACAGUGUAGUUUUUACUUUUUUUUUCCCCCCUUCCAUCAGCCAUGACAGUGUUCUUAUUUUUCUGUAAAUUGUUGCUAUUGCUUAACAAAAUCCACAUGCACACAAUUUAGCAAAAUGACAUCUAAAGGAGCUGGAGUGGUAGCCUGGUCCCAUUAAAAUCAAUAGCAUAAUUCCAUUUGACUUUGCUAGGUCAGGAUUUCAUUCCUAGUCCUCAAUGUUAUGGAACGUGUUUUUUAGGUCAUUAAAAGAUAUGCAAGAUUAUUUCUGUUCAGGGUUUUAUAGCGUAUGAGGUAAAAGGCAGGAGUUCAGAUUCACUAGUAGACUUCCAUUUAUUUUUACAAAGUUUUGCAGUUAUCUAGUACUACCACAAAUAAAACAAGGUUUAGAAAAAGUGGCUCCCAAGCAGAAUUUAAGAAUAAGCACGUACAGAUACAUCACUUCCAAAUAAAGUGGGGUUAUGAUGCUACCCUGGUCCUGCACUUGGAUCAGUGCAGUGGAUACCAUUGGCAUCAGUGGCACUCCUUCAUGCACACCUGUGUGACCAACUGCAUGGAUCUGAUUACAGAAUCUUGGGCCUUAUGUACUAAAUUUGGACUGCCUCUUAUGAUUGCACCAGAUAUUGCCAUCACACGCCUGCAGAGCUCUUUGACUUCAGUGGGAGCCAUGCUUGUGCAUCCAGAACAGAGUAGACCUUGGGCCCCCAGAAAUCAAAAUCUAGAAGGAGAAUCCCGAUUCCAUUGAAGUCAAGGGCAAAACUUCUUUUGACAUUAAUACAAUGAGGAUUUCAUCCCCAGUGAGUAAAAACCCAUGCUUUACUAACUAAAGAAUAAUACUUUAGAAAUCUUUUUAUUUGUGAAAUAUAAAUACUCUUGCUAGUUUUUAUCUAGGUACAAGUAAAUCCAAACUUAAUUUUCUUAUUGUAAAAGACAAGGAUUUCCUACAUCCUUGUCUUUUUAAAAUAAGAAUGGUAAAUCAAAAUUUAAACAAUACAGCCCUGAGAUGAAGGAAUCGCCCUUAAGUGGAAUUUUUUCAUUUAUCUUUUACUAAUAGCACCACAAAUACUAAAAAUGCUGCUGUAUUUAGACUAACAACAAUUUCCGAUAAGGCUGUGAAAAUAUAAAAGACCUUUCAAAACAGGCUCAGUUUAAAAAAAAAAAUCAGCAUUCAUGUCUCUUUUUACUUGUGAACUGGAAAACGUGCUACGGUAGCCUAAAGAAUCUUUACCACACUGAGUUUUUCAUAUCAGUUACUGAGUGUUCUGUGAUCAUUUAUAUUAUAUGAAAUGUAUUUUUUAAUAGAAAACAGAAAUAAUUUGGCGUGUAUACUGUGUCCCUUGGGCGAUGUACCUUACUUUCUAGAUCCAAUUUUGCCAAACAAAUGGCCUGAUCUGGUAGGAUACUUAGUAUCCUCAACUCCCUUUUGAAGUUGACAGGAGUUGAGACAGUCAGCACUUUGCUAUGCAACACAAUUUGGGCCUGAUUCUGCAAGGAACCUGUCACUUAAUCACAAAGAAAAGUUUAAUCAAAUCUUUGCUGCAUAGUGAUAUAAAGGAUUGUUAAGGCAGAUAGAAGUAUUUAUCCUGAAAAUACUGUUAUGAUCCAGCUGAAAUUGAUUUCCAUGAGGGCUUAGAUUAUAAGAAUUGUGUGUCUAAGGGUGUUUUAGAGGAGCAGGGUAAGAGAACUUGGGGUGGGGGAGUUGAUGGCACAAGGUAUUGUUAAGAUAUUAUCCCAGUAAUUAAAUUUGAAGCCUUUCCCUUUUAACUUACUGGUUUAAAUGUAACAUUGAUUGGUGAGGACUGCUGUUUGGCAGAGAGGCCAAGCAUUUAGUGGCUUUGGAAACUAGCUUCCUAUCUUCCCAGCUGAAAGACAUCAUCAGGGCACUUGAGAAGCUUUCUCUGCUUCUACUCAUCAGGAGGAUAAAUAACUGUUGGUGUCCAAGGCUGCUGUUAAUAAGGCAAUAAAUUCACUGAAAUAUUUUUUAUUUUAAUUUGAGAAAAUCCCUUUAGUUUUCAUGCUCUUAACUUGUCUGUAGAUCAACUUAAAAAGGCACGCCUUUGAGUUUUGUUUCUUACUAUAUGAUACAGUUCUGUCUGAGCAUCAUAAAGAAUUAAGAAUUUCACUCCAUAUCAAAUGUUACUUUUUAUAAAUGUAGAAUUUUAUCAUGCGUCCAUUUUCAAAAUCUUUUUUCAAACCUGGUCCAAGAGGAACAAGUAGAACAAAAACAGCACACACUUGAACAGGUGCCACGUUAAAUACUGACCCAGCUUAAUGAAUAUAAAUGUUUGAUUUUAUUAAAUAGUUCAAGCCACAAGUACUUAUUUUCCUGUAAGUGCACAGGAGAUUUAUAUGGAAGACUCCUAUUAUUGUAAUGAAAAUGAAUUAUGUAAAUCCCCUUACAUUGUCACUCACAAGUGACAAUGAAAAAACAGAGAACGGUUUAGGAUAACAUUUUCAAAAAAGCCGAAGUCUCAUUGAAAGAUUAUGGCUCCUAUGUCACCCAAACAUUUUUGAAAAUGUUACCCAUCAUGUGAAACUUGAAAGAACAUGCGGUAGCAUAUAUAGAAUCCGCAAAUGAGAGUUUUCUUUGUGAUUAAGAGAAGAUGACACUUUAGGGAACGAAAACCUCUGCCUUUUUUUUUUCUUUUUUUUAUUGCAUUAUGAUGAACUGGGAUUAUAUGAGUGUGGAAAAAAGACCGAUCCUGUGGUGUGGGUUUUUUUUGUUUUGUUUCAUUUUUUGUGGUUUGAAGUAUAUAGUUCCUCAAUGUGCAUUACUUUAAGUGAAUUGGGCCUUAAUUAUCUAUGUAAAUAGCAAAUCUUUAUUCAUUUUUUUCCAGAAAAUAAUCUUUAAUGGCCUGUAUGGUAUUAAAAUAAGUGUCAAAGUGUUACUUUUACAUUAUGCCAAUUUUUUUUAACGUUGACACGUACAUGUUCUGUUUGCUACAGUAUUUUCAUGUUUUGGAUGAAGGCCAUCAGCUGUAUGGAGAUGACAAAACAAUCAUUCUAUUUAUUCAGUAUUGCUGCUUAUUUUCAAAAUAAAGCUUUCAAUGCCAAUACAAGGAUUGAAUGAAAGCUGCAAUAGCUCUCUUCAGGCACUUUUUUUUAUGUUUGUAGAAACCAAAAUAAGUGCAGGUUAUACCUUAACAUAUAGAUUGUCCAAGCAGAAGACCGCUAAUGGCAAUAACUGUGUGUGUGUGUGUGUGUGUGUGUGUGUGUGUGUGUGUGUGUGUGUGUGAUUCUACAUAAACGCACAUACAGUACAUGCACUUAAGUACAGUUCGGUAAUGUAGUUAAGCGUAUGCUUAACUCCAUCUCUGUUCAGCACAUCACUGAAGCAGAUGCCGAGUAGGGCUAGAGUCGUUACUUUGAUAGUCCUAAAGGGUAUGAUUCAAAAUCCAUUGAAAUCAAUGAAAUUUAACUACACACAAAUGUUUUGCUGAAUCAUAGCCUUAAAGUUCAUUCUGGUGCUAGAGCGAACAAUAGUUCUAGUGAGGAUGCCUCGUUUUACAUGUAGUUAUCUCUCUAAAAUCUUUCACUCCUACAAAUAGAAUGAAUUUGUGUGCCCCCUAUAUAGAAUACAGAGGAAGGUUUGAAGAAUGUUUACAUCCCAGAUGCAGCUUUAGGUUUGAACAUAGUCACACAGUGAUUGGGAGAUUUGGGUUGCUGAAGCUUUAAACAGGAGAGGCUAUGCUCGUUAACUGUGAAGACAAAAAAUGACCAUUUUUAGUACUGCUUUGCUUAAAUGCAAGAUGGAAAUCUGUAUUAUAUGUAAUUAUUAUUAGUUUCUCUUUUGAGUGUCAUUUAAAAAGCUUAUAUUUUCUGAUUAUUUUCAUGAAUUGUUAUUCAGCGCUAUGAAGAAAAAUAUUGGAUAUUCUCCAGUACAAUAAAUCUUCCCAGAUGAAUCACUGGA